This is a messenger RNA of Hevea brasiliensis (rubber tree), 780 nucleotides long. Its product is annotated as mitochondrial inner membrane protease ATP23. Gene Ontology annotation, cellular component: extrinsic component of mitochondrial inner membrane. Gene Ontology annotation, molecular function: metalloendopeptidase activity. The transcript is spliced from 5 exons. Gene Ontology annotation, biological process: mitochondrial protein processing; mitochondrial proton-transporting ATP synthase complex assembly. Bases 54 to 626 code for a protein of 190 amino acids. The record is from RefSeq and is a predicted model, not a curated record. Lineage: Eukaryota; Viridiplantae; Streptophyta; Magnoliopsida; Malpighiales; Euphorbiaceae.
UCUAAAAGUAAUAAACAGACACCGAUCCUCCUUCUUAAGGAGAUAAAGGGCCCAUGUCGAGAAUGGCGGAGAAGCCCAUCCACACCCCCGGCUCCGGAUGCCGGACGGUAGAAGAGUGCCAGGAUAUGAUUCGACGUAGUCUCCGAACUUCAAAAGUGAAAUUUUUGAAGGAGUAUUUGGAGAAAGCAGGGUGUGGGGUUGGGGACAAUUUCAUUAAGGCUGUUAAUUGUGAUAAGAAUAUCAGUGGUGGUUAUGUUCGUGGUGAAGGGAUAAUUGUGUGCAGUAAUCAAAUGAACAUUCAAGAUGAGGUCAACCAGGUGGUCAUACAUGAACUGAUUCAUGCUUAUGAUGACUGCCGUGCUGCAAACUUGGACUGGGCUAAUUGUGCCCAUCAUGCCUGUAGUGAGAUUCGUGCUGGCCAUCUAAGUGGAGAUUGCCACUAUAAAAGGGAACUGCUGCGCGGUUACGUGAAAAUAAAAGGCCAUGAACAAGAAUGUGUGAGAAGAAGAGCGAUGAAAUCAGUGAUUGCCAACCCAUACUGCUCAGAAGCUGCUGCAAAGGAUGCCAUGGAAGCUGUCUGGGAUGUCUGUUACAAUGAUACAAAGCCCUUUGAUAGAGCUCCUUGAAUCAUGCUAUGACUAUCAGAUUAGCUGCUGCUACUUCAUAUUUUUCCUUUAAAUGAUAUCAAAUAAGACAUUGCCUUUCAAGGGCUCCGGAACAAGCCCUAUAUGUUCACAAGAAUAUUCAAUUCUUUCCGACAGUUUUUCACAUUUUUCUCUU